Amaranthus tricolor (Joseph's coat) is the source of this 575-nucleotide messenger RNA. Its product is annotated as cytochrome c oxidase-assembly factor COX23, mitochondrial. NCBI's taxonomy places the organism in Eukaryota, Viridiplantae, Streptophyta, Magnoliopsida, Caryophyllales, Amaranthaceae. Bases 116 to 346 code for a protein of 76 amino acids. The record is from RefSeq and is a predicted model, not a curated record. The transcript has 3 exons.
GAUCACUUUUUCUAAAAUUUAGUUGUGAAACAAAAAGAUGAGAGGAAAGAAACUACUAGACGAACAAAAUUGAGAAACUUUGGCACGCGAAGAAGAGAAGAAAAAAGUAACGUAAAUGGCGUCGAAAGCAGAUUCGCUUCCAUAUCCGAGUGCAGCUAAAAUCUCUGAUUCUCCUUGUUUUCCUCAGCAAACUGCUUCUCUCAAGUGUUUGGAACAAUACAACAGUGACAAGAGUAAAUGUCAAGAAUACUUUGCUGUCUACAAGGAAUGCAAGAGGAAGGAGCUUUCUCUUUUGCAGAGGGAAGCACGACUGGAACGCAACAAAAGCCGCUCUUUGUUUUCUUAGAGACUCCUGGAAAGGAUGCCUUUGUAAAGGUUUUUCUUUUAACCAAAGUUCAUUAGGCUUGUUGCUAUGUAAUGCACUUUGAUUCUGUUAUAAUACUUAUUUAACAAGUUUCAGCUUGUCACAAUCUUUGUUGCACAUGUACACACUUUCUACAAUUCCUAUAGGCGUCAAUCUUUUGUUUUGUAUUUUGAGUAAUCUUGAUACAUAUUGAAACCUUACAAAUUCAUGA